Messenger RNA from [Candida] anglica, 789 nucleotides. NCBI's taxonomy places the organism in Eukaryota, Fungi, Ascomycota, Pichiomycetes, Serinales, Debaryomycetaceae. The record is from the annotation of a GenBank genome assembly.
AUGAGCUUCUUCACAUUUACACUAGCGACCACACGUAGGUCCAUAUAUGUCAGCACGGUGCUAAGUGCUAUUUUUUUAGUAUUGUUGCCAUGGUCUGUUCUUUCAUACUUGAGGUUUUACAGUGUCAUUAUACCAAAUGCAUCGUAUGAACUCCCACUUCGCUUUGUAAGCCGUUAUGGGAUUGCAGGUGAUGCACGUGGUGUGAAUGAACUACUUCUGGUUGCAGGGUCGAAGAAUAUCAAUUAUGAUCUACAAUUAAACUUACGAGUGUUUUGCCCCAAGAAUCUAAUUGGGGACUCGAAACUAGUGUUUGGCAAUUUGACCCUUCAACAUGAUUCUUGGCACUCUGAGAGUACCUCUACUCAAUCGACAUUUUUAAUUCAUUGUGAUCCUAGAACAAUCCAUAGUACUUUCAACUCAUGGAUUCCUUACAAUCUCCGUCUUUGGGUACCCCCAUUUCUCACUCAUAAUGAGAGAGUGAACAUUGUUUCAACAAAAAUUGGAUCCAUAUCAGCAUUAGGGUUGGCCAAUCAUUUGGGCCGCUCAGAUGGAAAGAUUGAAUAUGAGCUUGAUACUCCCCUUCUUGUGGAUAUCGAAAAAUCUUCCCUUCUUGUGAAUGUAGAAUGGCAAGGAAUAAGGUACUAUCUCUUUAAUCAUUACUAUAUAUGUUUUUUGAUAGGUGUGACUUUAUUCUGGGCCACUAGCUCUAUUGUUAACUUUGUGAUUAGUAUGACUGUCUGGUACAUUCUACGUAAACAGGUUACAAUGAGGGACUUGAAAAUAGACUGA